GUUACUUCUACUGUUAGUCUCUCUCAGUUGUCGGUGAGGCCGGCGGGGCGGAUCCCACAUAAAUUUAGGAAACAAGAACAUAAAGCGACACAAAAGCUUAGGCAAAUUUAAAUUAAAUACUAUCAGUCUUCUCCCCUGUGGACAUACAUAGUUUAAAAGAUGCCCUCAGCGACUAUUGGCAACCGGGCUGUACAGUCCUCCAGUCCAGAGGUGGGGUCCGCUCCUGGAUCGAUGGGCCAGCUCACCAUGACCGCUCAGUAUUCCGAAGCCCACACAGAGGCUAUGAAGCAAGUGCUGGGUGUCAUCGACAAGAAAGUCCGCAACAUGGAAAAGAAGAAGGGCAAGCUGGACGACUAUCAAGCAAAGAAGAACAAGGGAGAACGUCUGAACCACGAUCAAUUGGAAGCCUUGUCAAAGUUCCAGGAAGUGGCGAAUAACCUAGAGUUUGCUCGGGAGUUGCAGAAGAGCUUCCUGACGCUUGGUCAAGAUAUCCAGAAAGCGGUGAAGAAGGCAGCACGCCGGGAACAGCUGCAGCGUGAAGAGGCUGAACAGAAGAGGCUUAAGGCCCUGCUGGAGCUGCAGUUCAUUCUGGACAAGCUGGGCGACGAAAAUGUGCGGCAGGAGCUGAAGCAGGUUUCCCUGCUUGUGGACGAGGACCUCACUGCCAUAGACGAGUUCUACAAGCUAGUGGGGCCAGAACGAAACCAAAAUGUCCGGCUGGUGGACCAGUAUGAACAGGCAUCUCAGCACUUCUGGGAGCUGCUGGAGGGCAGAGACAAGGCAGUGGUUGGUACCACAUACAAAGCACUGAAGGACACCCUUGACAAGCUUCUGCUGAGCGGCUACUUUGACAAAGCUCAUGACCACCAGAACGGCCUAUGCGAAGAGGACGAGGAGCAGCUCCCCGCACCAGAGUCUUCGGAGACGGAGGAACCGCAUACAGAGCCAGAAGGUGAAGUUGUGGAAGAUUACACAGAGCCAAUUGAAGUGGAAGCGACAGAGUUUGUAAACAGACAGUUCAUUCCAGAAGCCACCUACAGCAACACUGACAAAGAGCAAGGAGAGGAGUGGAAUACAGAAUCAGAAGCAGUCAGUGCUCUGCAGCAGCCCCCCCCUGUACCUACAGCCCCUUCCCCCGCCGUACCUGACGUACAUCCCCUCGCCCCAGUGACUCCUGUGGCCCCCGUGCCCUCAGCUGACCCUGGGGUCAGGAAGCAGGCUGUGCAAGACCUCAUGGCACAGAUGCAAGGGCCCUACAACUUCAUGCAGGACUCGAUGCUGGAGUUCGAUAGUCAGACCAUAGAUCCUGCGAUUGUGUCGGCACAGCCCUUAAAGCCCAGCAUGGAGCUGCCUCAGAUGGUGUGUCCGCCUGUACAUCAAGACUCCCGACUUGCACAACCCAACACAGUUCCUGUACAGCCAGAACCAACACAAGUCCCAAUGGUUUCCCCCACACCUGAAGCAUUUUCCACAACACCACCCCUCUACCAAUCCGCACACCCAACAGACCCCCGACCACCAACAGAUGCUAUUGACCCCCUCCAGGCCUCCAUGUCUCUCUCGUCCGAGCCGUCGCCCCCCACGUCCCUUCCGGCCGCCUCGCAGCCCCAGGUGUUCCAGCCAGUCUCGAAACCCCUCCACAGCAGCGGCAUCAACGUCAAUGCAGCCCCAUUCCAGUCUAUGCAGACAGUGUUCAACCUCAAUGCCCCCGUGCCCCCAGCCAAUGAGACGGAGGCACUGAAACAGCAAAGUCAGUACCCAAGUGGCUACAGCCCAGGCUUCAGUGGGCCGGUCCAGCACGCUGUGGAGCAGUCGGAGAUGCAGCCGGAGUCUUUGCAGUCCGUUGUUGGUGCCUUCCACACCCAAGACCAAACCCUUUCCAGCGUGGGGGGCCACCAGCCCCCGCAGCAGGGCACAGGCUUCAGCAGGGCGGGACAGUCCUUCUAUAACAGCCGGGCCAUACCUCGUGGCGUGCCCAGGAACUCCCGGGGGAUGCUCAAUGGCUAUAGGGGUCCAUCUAACGGCUUCAGAGGUGGAUAUGACGGGUACAGGCCUCCUUUCUCCAACACUCCCAGCAGCGGCUACGGACAGCCGCAGUUCAGCACGCCGCGCGAUUACUCCAGCAGCAGCUAUCAGCGGGAUGGAUACCAGCAGAACUACAAGCGUGGUGCCGGACAGGGACCUCGAGGUUGUUCUCGAGGUCGUGGGACACCAUUCAAACCCGGCAGAGGGGUACCUCAUGUGACUGCGCAACAGGCCAACUAACCCGGACUCCAGCAUGAACCCCAGAGACGUCUGAAUACCCUCCCCCACCCCCAACAAUAUUCCCACCUCUGACACGUGUGUCUUCCUCAGCAAACCCUGCCCUUCUGGUCUUUACACAUCGCUUUUGGAAGCUGAAAUCGUGCUCGACUGGAGAGGAAAUCGACCUACAAUAGACAUUUUCAAGGAGGGGCGGUUUAGUCUUUGAAGCCAAAUCACCCUUAGUUUUCCUUCAAUCCAAACCUUUAUUGCUAUCCUGUGGUAUUAGCCUUAAACACACCAAUCAAGCAGGAGAAUGUGCUUUUGCUGAUGACUUGUAAUUUUGGGGAUUGCCUGGACCAGAGAAUGAAGAUCAUCAUAGGUGUGAUGUAAUUAGGGUAUUGAGGCCAAAGGUCACUUUAGGCCAGCAUGCCACCCACUCUGAUUUUGCUGCUUUCUCAGAUGGAAGUAUUUCUGUCAGGUCUCUCCGUCCCUUCUAACUCUGUGAUGUGCUGAUCCUGUGGACAAACGUUUACUGCACACAAAAUUAGAUUUGCUUGUACCAUUACAGGAACUUUUACUGUGAAGAAUCUCUACCAAUUACAGCUCAAUGAGUCACAAUAUGAAAGACUAUAGCGCAGUUUUUCCCCCCGGCACACUGCAGGUUGUAUGCUCUAUGAUACAGGAAGUGAGGCACUUUAAAGAAGAUCACAUCUUUCAACAAAAUUCACCAUUAGGCGAACUCUUUAGCACAUAAUUUUACAGACUUUUGCACUGAAGAAACCCUCUGUUUGUGUAGUAAUUUGUGGUCUCCUGCUAUAGAAUGAAAAUGGGGCCUGUAGGUUUUUUGUUCCAGGAGGGACUGGUUUUCUUGGUGUAACCUCAUGUACGCCAUCCCCAUGACUAUACUCUGCUGGUUUGGAGAACUGCUACAGGUUGCAUUGAUAUCCUUUCUACGACACUGUCAACAACAAACUAUCAUUUGUUUUUGUUAUACAUCAAAAGAAAGGAUUAAUAUUUGGUAUUUUAUUUCUACUGAGGUGUCUACUCUGUUUUUAAAGUAGAAUCAAUUAACAGGGUCUGAAUGAUUCAGCCAUUAUGAAUAUUGGCCUAGUUUAUCCCAAUAAAAUGAAGUUUCCCUCUAACAUGUAAAAGUCACCAUUUCUCUCCAAUGACAUGCGAUCAAUAAAAAAAAAUAGGUAGUUGAGGGGAAAAUGGAAAAAUUGGAGCAGAACUGGAAUUUCUUUGCUCUGUGUUUCCCCUACAUGUGUCUCCAUCACUGUGUCUUUGAAGAAAAGGGAACAACGAACUGUAAUUACUUCAUCUGUGCCUGCUUAACGUUUUGGCUUUAAUUGUGUAUCAAGGUCUAUCUGUGGUCCUUCAAAUAAGGACAACUGGGAAAAAUUUAAAUAUACAAUACUGUAUUUUCUUUUUAUUUUGAUGUAAACAACAGGUGACAUUUUUUCUUUCCCAUGACAAAAAGUACUGAGCUCAAAGUAAAAUUACACUGAAAACGGUAAAACGGGAAGCUCUUGAAUUCAUAACAUGAUUGCUACAAGUGUGUUGACCUGGUUCUAAUAGCACAAAUGCCAGAUAAUGUAUUAUCACAGAACUGAGGAAAUUGUUACCCAGUUACAUAUAUGUGUGUGCUUCAGAUUGUGCAUUGUAGGGUAAUCCUUAACUGGUGAUUCCACCUUUGGUGACCUCGCAGUUUCCACUUCUGUAACUCCUGUUCGCUCUGUUUGGGGAAUCCUUAUGAAUGCUGGUGUUUGGAGAGGACAAAUAGAUUUAAUCUGUCUUCUGGUGUUAACAAAAAUAAAAGUGUUUUGUACAAUACA
Messenger RNA from Paramormyrops kingsleyae, 4079 nucleotides. RefSeq names its product cell cycle associated protein 1b (gene caprin1b). Gene Ontology annotation, molecular function: RNA binding. The record is from RefSeq and is a predicted model, not a curated record. NCBI's taxonomy places the organism in Eukaryota, Metazoa, Chordata, Actinopteri, Osteoglossiformes, Mormyridae. Gene Ontology annotation, cellular component: cytoplasm.